AGCGCCACCGCUCUUCCUGGUUCUAAAGUCUCCCCAACGGCCGGCGGGCCCCGCGACCGCAACAGUCUGCCCAGACCGCGAAGAUGCAGGUCGUGAUGCCCCGAACCCUCGUCCUGCUGCUGUCGGGGGUCCUGGCCGUGACCGAGACCUGGGCGGGCUCCCACUCCUUGAGGUAUUUGUCCAUCGCCGUGUCCCGGCCCGGCCGCGGGGAGCCCCGCUUCAUCAUCGUCGGCUACGUGGACGAUACGCAGUUCGUGCGGUUCGACAGCGACUCUGUCAGUCCGAGGAUGGAGCCGCGGGCGCCGUGGAUGGAGCGGGAGGGGCCGGAGUACUGGGACCUGGAGACGCAGAUCGCCAAGAACAACGCACAGAGUUUCCGAGGGAGUCUGAACAUCCUGCGCGGCUACUACAACCAGAGCGAGGCCGGUGAGCGAC
Molecule: messenger RNA, 435 nt
Organism: Callorhinus ursinus (northern fur seal)
Lineage: Eukaryota; Metazoa; Chordata; Mammalia; Carnivora; Otariidae
Product: patr class I histocompatibility antigen, B-2 alpha chain-like
Biological process (GO): immune response; antigen processing and presentation of endogenous peptide antigen via MHC class I via ER pathway, TAP-independent; antigen processing and presentation of endogenous peptide antigen via MHC class Ib
Cellular component (GO): external side of plasma membrane
Molecular function (GO): peptide antigen binding; signaling receptor binding
Source: RefSeq, a predicted model, not a curated record